Messenger RNA from Cimex lectularius (bed bug), 1778 nucleotides. RefSeq names its product caspase Dronc (gene Dronc). Bases 238 to 1338 code for a protein of 366 amino acids. NCBI's taxonomy places the organism in Eukaryota, Metazoa, Arthropoda, Insecta, Hemiptera, Cimicidae. The transcript is spliced from 9 exons. Gene Ontology annotation, biological process: regulation of apoptotic process; proteolysis. Gene Ontology annotation, molecular function: cysteine-type endopeptidase activity. The record is from RefSeq and is a predicted model, not a curated record.
GUCUUGGCAGUUGGUGUUGGGGGAGGGCUGAGGGCUGAGGUGGGGAGCCGUUAGCACGCCGUCACCCUCACCAUUCUCCCAAAAGCUCGUGUGGUUGACCUCCGAAAAUGAGUCAGUCCACUUUUUUUUAGUCAACGAGGCCUUCUUCGUGUUGAUAUCUACGUCUGACUGUCGUCCACACGCCUUUUUAAUUCCAUAACUAGAAUAGUCCAAAAGUGCCGAUUCUUCACGUUCAGUAUGGACCCUCAACAUAGGAAUAUCAUAUUGAACAACAUUGAAGCUCUUGUAGCAAACACAAAAGAUUAUGACAGUUUAGUUGAACACUUGCUUGACAAGCAAGUGGUUACCAGAGCCCAACUGGAGUACAUCAAUUUUAAAGUGCCAAAAGAAAAACGGUGCCAAGAGUUGUACACGUUGAUAACAAAACGUGGCCCCCGUGCCUUUGAACAGUUGUAUAAUUUAGCUUAUCUGUCUGGUAAUUCAAAUAUUUCAAUGAUAAUAAGCCCAAAUAGGUCAACUAAUGUAGAUAUUUAUAUGCAUGGUGAAGGCAUACCACUCGAUUUUUCAGAGGAAUACAAACUAAAUAGUAAUCCAAAAGGAAUGGUUUUAAUAGUCAAUAUUGAAAAUACAAAAAUCAAAGACCAACAACGACUCGGUUCUGCUUUAGAUGUGACACAUCUGGAUGAACUUUGGACAAAUUUAGGACACAAAGUUAUUUAUUAUAUUGACUUGACAAAAGAGGCAUUUAAACAAGAGUUCAAACAAUUUGUGAAAAAUUUCAAAGGAGACUGUUUCACACUUUUCCUUAUGGGCCAUGGAAAGCAAGUGCAAGACAAUAUUACUGUUGCAAUGACAGAUUCAAGGGAUGUAAAUAUCGAGUGGAUAAUUAAAAAGCUUUCUUCUGUGAAAGCACCUCAUAUCGCUGAUAAGCCUAAGCUAAUUUUUAUCGUUUCAUGCAGGGGUGAUCUGCCUGAUUAUGGCAUAGAUAUUACCAAAGCACAAGACUGGAAAUAUAAAAGUCUUAUAUCGACUGAUGGAACACAGCCAAAAAUCAGGCCGAGUGUUUCAAACUUGAUGCUAAUAUAUCCUUGCUCCCCAGGUUUUGUCUCAUAUCGUCAUAAUAAUUUUGGAUCCUUUUUCAUUCAAGAACUUGUUCAUGUGUUCAAGAUAUUUGCAGAUAAGGAAUGUUUAGAGGACAUGAUUAAAAGGGUGGAUAGAAACCUAAUGAACCAUUCAAUCACUUUUAAAAAAGGAUUUCAAACUGUAAAUGUUAAUACCAUCGGAUUCAACAAAAAGCUCUUUCUCAAGGAGAGAAGAAACCCUAACAAUAAUUUGUAAAUUGAUUUAUAAUUUUUUUCUCUUUUUCAUUAAAUAAUAGUGUCAAUAAUUAAAGACAAACAUCUCAGGUCAUGAAUAGGUUUGUAAAUAACUUAUGCUAUUUUUACAAUUUGGUGUAAUAUCCGAUCAUCUAAGGCUGUUAGCUAAUUUUAAUAUUAUUUUGUAAGAUAUGUUUAUAUAUCAUACCAACUAAAUAUACUUAUGUGCAAUAAUGAACUUAUUUAUGAUAAAAUUAUAUAAUUUUAUAUAAUUAGAUAGAAUUUUUAUUUAUUCAUAUACUUUGUGUUAAGGCAUUGCAAAUUUAUUCUCAAUUUUAUAAUUUCCUUAACCAAGUAGCCAUUUUGAAAUAAUACAACUUUGGAAUCAGUUACCAAAGCAUGUAAUCAAAGUCAUUGUUUAAAUACUAUCCAUUUGAAUUAAUUAAAAUGUAAUGAAAAUUG